Prosopis cineraria is the source of this 2135-nucleotide messenger RNA. RefSeq lists its product as uncharacterized. The coding region runs from base 86 to 1945 and encodes 619 amino acids. NCBI's taxonomy places the organism in Eukaryota, Viridiplantae, Streptophyta, Magnoliopsida, Fabales, Fabaceae. The transcript is spliced from 3 exons. The record is from RefSeq and is a predicted model, not a curated record.
CGUCUUGUUCAUCACUCUCUUCUCCCUCGACAAACUGGCACUUGGAAAUUUGAACAGACAGAAGAGAGUGAGACCGAAGGAAAAGAUGGAAACAACAAAAGUGGGUUUGAAGAGAGAAGGCAAGAGGCAACAACAAGCAGCAGGAUUCAUAAUACAGAACCUGAAAUGUGGGGCUGCUUUGCUGGGAAAAGCAUCUUCUAGUACUCCACCACCCUCCUGGAGACUCGAGGCUUCGUCUCACCAUCAUGGCACUGUCAAAACUCCUGUUCGUGAAUUCCUCCAUUUUCCCACUUCGAAGGUUUCUGCCAGAAACCUCUGUGCUUGCCUCUGGCGGAUUCUGCCCCACCAAGAGGCCCCACUUGCUGCUGUAACCAAUGUUUACACAACACCUUGCCGCCGCCGCCGCCGCGAUAAAUCGUUUGAGCAGCCGGCAUCUGCAAGUAACUUGAAAAAACAAGUUGCUGCAUCACUUGCUCAGCACCAUAGAUCUGUUGAACAAAAUUGCCACGCUAUACAGCCUCUAUCCUCUUCGAAUCACGGUAACUUGGCUGAGGCGGCAAGAUGCAAUUGUGAGGUAACACCUACAAGUUCCUUGGACGUCAAAGGUAGGAUCCGAGAAUCAAAUUGUAACUUUAAAACAUCCAGAGAGUUACGAAAAGUACUUAACCGUAUCCAGAGCAUCAAAGAACAACAUGCAUCAAAUAUAUCUGUUGUUAAUGACCUGAAAGUGGAGCUAGAUCUUUCUCGGGCACAGAUCAAAGAAUUAAAACGAGAGAAGCAAAUGAAUAUUUGGCAAAUGAAGAGCUUAACGAAGCAAACGGCAGAGAAGUUUGUCAGGAGGAGCAAUGCAAAUGACAGACUUAAAAUCGCAGUUCAAUCAGUCGAGGAAGAGCUAGAAGGUGAGACGAGAUCAAGGAGCUCAAGGAGGCAUUCCGAAAGCCUGCAUUGUAGGCUGGCUCUGGAGCUUUCUGAAGUAAAGUCCUUGUUUUAUGGUUCUUUGAGAGCGCUUGAAAGGGAGAGGAAAGCUCGGAUCUUGCUUGAGAAUUUGUGUGACGAGUUUGCAAUAGGAAUAAAGGACUACAAACAAGAGGCACGCUCUCUAAAGCAUAAGUCUGAGAAGAGUGAUGAUGUAGGUGUAGAUAACCUUGAUAGUUUACUAGUUGAUAUUUCAGAAGCUUGGCUUGAUGAGCGUAUGCAGAUGAGGGAAGCCAAAGCUGGUGAUGAUCUCGUGGAGAUAAAUUCAGUUGUUGACAAGUUAGGUUUUGACAUUGAAACAUUUCUUAGAGCAAAGGGAUCUGUUAAUCUGAGAAAAUAUGGUGACUCCUACCCAGAGGAGCUCGUCAGAGAAGUUUAUCCCUGUCAGUAUUAUUCAUUGGAUUCAUUUCCCCUAAAGGAUCAAUCUAUCGGUGCACCUGUAAAUGUGCAUGACGAUGAUAAUGCUAAAAAUUUUGGAUCAGCUUCGGGUGAAGGAUAUGGCAACAUCAGGUCCAUAGAUCAAGAAAAGAAAGGAAGCCAAAUUUCCACGAGGAAGCAAGUUCAAACAAAACAAAUCAAGUCAAGCAUGUCUCAUGAUGAAAAUCAGCGUAGGUUUGUAGAGAGGAAUUCAAGUGACAGAACAUCUUUAAUCAAUGAGACUGAGGUAUCAACUGUUUGGGAGGAACCAGCACAAGUUGCACAAGAAAGUGAUGGGCCCUUGAUCAGGAGAUUGAACUCAAGUGACAGAAAAAGUUUCUUGCCUACAGGAGGUGAAAAUAUUUGCAGGGGAGCUUAUUGUGUUCAUUCUGUGGUAAGAAGCAACGUUAGUCCUGUGAAACGACAGAGGAAAUUACAAUUUUCUAAGGUGAUGGGCCAAUCACAAGAAGGCACAUUGAAGGCAAAACUACUUGAGGCAAGGUCAGAUGUACGUCAGUCUGGUUCUGAGGCAAGCAAGAGCAGUUUGGGAUGAACCAGAGAAGCUUCUGCUUAGAAAACUGGAAUCGGUAUGGGUUUCAUGCUAUGUAUUUCAUGAACAGGGAUAGUAAAUAUCACUCUACUUUCUAAAGUUGUGACCUUUUUUUACCCCUUCCCUCUGUGCAUUAGAAUCUUGCUGUUUAGUUGGCUAGACAUGCAUGCAUGAAGGUCCAACAGAGUGGUGU